Molecule: messenger RNA, 1371 nt
Organism: Ostertagia ostertagi
Lineage: Eukaryota; Metazoa; Nematoda; Chromadorea; Rhabditida; Trichostrongylidae
Source: the annotation of a GenBank genome assembly
AUGGUCGAAGAAGUGAGCUACCACGACAUCUGCAAGCGGCUCGAAAUGAACGCGGUUCCGCUAUCAGCAGCCACGUCUGCUAUAGCUCAAGGAACAUCUUUCGCUUACUCUUACCUGAACAGUCAUUUGAGUGCGAAAGAUACUUCUUACACGGAAAACCUCUCUCUCACCGUCACAAACCCUACAGAUCAGAUCGCAUCGAUUACGAUAACAUCUUCAUACGUGAAUUUCACUACCAUGAAUUUUGUUGUUGGAGGAGGAGAAGUGAUGACGGUGUCCAUCACUCCGGCAGACAUUCAGACGGAUUAUAUGGACAUGUACCUUCAAUAUGCCGUGAAUGAAAACAAAGUUCUUUUCGUCGAUUCGAACGUUACCGUUUCUCUCAUUGCCAGCAACAGUCUCACCGGUGGUGGAGGCGAGGACAAAUUUGUCGUUCUCCCGAUAUGUCAACUUGGUAUGGAAUAUCACGUCGUUGGUGACGAGUCGUCUCAUGUUUUUCAGAGCUAUGAGUCGACCAACAUCAUCACCAUCAUCGCCACACAGGACAGCACAACGGUUCAAAUGAAUUAUCUGUACACGAAGCCUACCGUAUUGAAUCGUGGACAACAACUCACCAUCGCGACUUAUUACACCCAGACGGCGGUUACCGUGACUUCGGACAAGCCUGUAGCUGUGAUCUCUGGGUCUGUUUGUGGAUACGGCUACUACAAUCCAAGUCACUGCAGUUAUGAGGUGCUGAUGCUUGCACCGGCGUCGAACUGGGCUCUAGACGCUCCCUUCUACAAAUAUCAACCGGAAGACAUCGGUGAAUUCAUGGUUCUCUUCCAGAAAGCGAACACUGACCUAUAUCUCAAUGAGGAGAAGGUGGACAGCGGUCCAUUCGGUAAUGAUUCGUACCUGAUUGUUGGGACAAGGACAGGAAUCUACGUCCGAGCCAACGGUCCAAUCUACGUAGUCGCUGUACGUGCCAGCAUUUACUUACAAGUAGGCAGCUCGAACACGCAAAACCAAGGAGCCCCCUUCUUUGCAAAUGUUCCGACGAGCUCCAGCUUUGGCCAGGGACCAUACACGUUCACGGUUGCGCCGACGGUGGACGAACAACUGAACAUGAAGCACUUCAUCCGUGUCACCUGCUCAUCGCUAAAUUGCAUUGGAACUGUAAAGGUUGACAACUACGUUCCCAAUGGACUGCUCUUCACAAGAAUGGGUCGAAGUAACUACUACUGUGUUGACGUCGCUGUGAAAGGAGGCAAGCACACAGUGUCCUUCGUCGGAGCCGAUACGCCGUGGGCACCCAUCUCUUUUGGUGUGACGGUCUAUGGUUAUGGAUUGAAUCGUGCCUACGCGUUCACACCUGGACUCAGCUAUCAA